This is a messenger RNA of Folsomia candida, 5208 nucleotides long. RefSeq names its product ubiquitin carboxyl-terminal hydrolase 8. Bases 461 to 3727 code for a protein of 1088 amino acids. The transcript is spliced from 15 exons. Lineage: Eukaryota; Metazoa; Arthropoda; Collembola; Entomobryomorpha; Isotomidae. Gene Ontology annotation, biological process: protein deubiquitination. Gene Ontology annotation, molecular function: cysteine-type deubiquitinase activity. The record is from RefSeq and is a predicted model, not a curated record.
AACAAUCAAAUAAACAACUUCCUUCAUACUUCGACUUCAAAUUUAUCAAUUCGUUUAAUUUAAAUGUUUCGAAAUAUUUAAUUAGUUAAAGUAACAUUAAGGUAAACAAGUGAAACUCAUCGCAAUAAUAAAAUUAGGUAGUUCGAUCGAGAAGAUGGUGGAAAUAUCGUUUAGAUGAGGAAAGGGAACUAAUUUUAUUGUUUUAAUAAAUGAUGUCGUGAAAUUAUAAGUGGCGUCAAUUAGCGAUUUGUCAAAGUCAAUGUAAAACCUGAGUAAUGUUUAUGGUGCAACAGCUCAGAGCUAAUAUAGGUUGCAAACUCUGAACUGAACGUAGAAGUUCGAGCAGGAAUAUAUUCAAAAUAUUUGUCCCUAUUUAACUAAAGGUUUAAUUUGUCGCUGCAAACUAAUGUGAGAUUGUAACAUUCGAUUCCUCUCGAUCACCAAUCCAAAAGAAUUCAUAAUGGCUCAUCGUCAGAAAUUGAAACCCAUUCAUCUUUGUACUUGUAUGGGCGACCUGAAUAAAAUGGUGGACACUCCGACAAGUCAAAAAAAUAAUAUUCAAGCCAAGGGUCUUCUGCAAAGCGCACAAACAUUGUCUACCCAAGCUAAGAAAUCACUGGACUUGGGAGAUGAAGAACAAGCCUACAUUUACUACAUGCGCACCGCCACAUUGAUUAUGGGCAUCAAGAAGGCGAAAGGAUACUCGGAUGAUACCAAAUAUUACGACAGUCUUACAGACGCUUGCCUUCGCGAAUCCGUGAUAAAAAGUGAAGCCCUUAACUGUAGUCUUACUGAGCGAUAUAAACUCCUUAAUUUGGCUAGUAAAGAUGAUGCCAAGUUAAAAGCGAAAGAAAUUAAGGAUGCAACUGCACAGGAGGAGCUGAAAAAGAAGAAUUUAGCAAAACCUCACGUUAACGGCGUGAUUAAAUUAGAAGUGAAAGAAGAACAAGAGCAAAACAUUUCAGUGACCCAGUUAAAGAAUUUGAUUGAACAGAAGGCCACCCACAUUUUAGUAAUUGACUGUCGUGGAAAGCAUGACUUCAUGACAAGCCAUGUCACUCAUCCUAAUUGCAUAAGUAUCCCGCAAGAAGUGUUGGAACCAGGAAUGUCGGCCAACAAAAUAGAAUCAAAAUUGAAAGAAAAAUAUCCUGAAUCCUAUCACCAUUGGAAUAAAAGAGGCAUGUUCGACAAAGUAAUUUUAUAUGAUUGGAAUACAAGUUGGUCAGAAAAUGUGCAGGAAAAGGAUAAUAGUCUUGCCACCUUAUACACAGCAAUGACGAAGUGGGAUCACGAAACGAUAUAUAAAUCUCCACCUGCAAUAUUACGAGGAGGAUGCAAAAGCAUGUACUACUCUUACCCGACGCUGAUGACCCAUCCACAAAAUAUGGUCUCUGAUAUCGGCCUGUACGAGGAAAAUGGAGAUGGAGCUGUAAAUGGAAACUUGUCAAAAAAAGAGAUUAAAUCACUUGACUCGAUUUCAUACCCGGCUUUUCCGGAUGAUGAUGAAACUACAUCAAAUAACAAGCCUUUGAAUAAUAUAGACACGUCCAGACCAGCUUCGACACCCAGUCAAAAACUAAAUAAUUUAUCCGGUCCUACGUUUAAUAAUAAAUAUUCGGGAAACAAUAACAGCAUUCCAGUCCCGCCCACUUCGGCAACAAUUGAUCGCUCCACGAAGCCAAAGUCUGCAUCCGCAACCACCACUAAUGUUCCAAACAACAAUAUUUAUGUUCCUACUCAGCAUAGAAAUGGUCCAAAUAACGGUACAAUGUCAUCCUCCAUAGCGGAACCUAGAGAGAAUGGGAUCAGUUCUCGAAGUGCAAACGGAGAUGCGACCGAUGUUCAAGUGGCUGCAUUAAAUGCGGCUUUAGACAAUGUAAUAAUUAGCUCGAAAGAUUUAAAAGUGAAGGAACAAGAGCUGGAGGAAAUUAUGAAUAAUUCCACAAGAGAAUACAAUGACAACAGUUUGAGGGAAAAGUUGAAACUGAAAGAGGACGAGAUUGAACGGCUGCAAAAAGUUGUAAAAAGUCAGGAUGCAAAUUUGAACAACGUAAAAGCCGAGUAUGACGCCCUCCUUGCCCUUCGGAGUAAACCAUCACUCCCACAAAUUCGCCCAACUUUGACAGACUCUACAAUUGAUUCUAAAUUCAAGGAAAAAGCAGAACUGGAGGAUUAUGUUCGUCAAAUCCGUGCAAAAAGAAAAGAAGUGGAAGAUGCUCGUGCUAAUGCAACAAUCGAUAAUACUAAAUUACCACCCAUUCCUGGAUCAGGUUCUAACUCACCACGACCACUGUCUCGGUCUAGGGUAGGAAAAUCUGAAUCAACCACGACAUUCCCAAAUUUAAACAAAGCAACAAUUUCGAAUGGCCAUGGAGGUAGUUCGGAUGUGAAGGGGACACAAUCUGCUAAUACUCUGUUAAGACCAAUGUCACAAGAUGCAACUCCAAUUUCAUUUCAAAAACUUAGAGAUGAACCAACGUCCGAGAGUCCGAGAUCGUUACUGAAAAGAUCGCAUUCCCAUCCAAAUAUUGCUCAGUCUUUGAGUGAGGAAGAUCAAGCCUUUAGUCAAGAUGGAGGCAGUGCUACACUUCACCCACAAUUUAACCGGAACUUGAAACCGUCAGCGAAUAGCAGACCGUCAGAUUUAAUAGUCCAGCCCAGUAGAGCGAGACAGUUUCAUGCAGUCAAUAGUACCGAAAAACACCGCACCGGACUAAAAAAUCUUGGAAAUACUUGUUAUAUGAAUUCAAUUGUCCAAUGUCUCGUCCAUUUGCCAGGAGUAGUGUCAUAUUUUAUGGGUGAAACGUGGAAACACCACCUUGGACUCCAUCGACCUCAAAAACAGAAACAGUUGUCCAAUGGAGAAGUCAGUAUCGAAUUUCAUGCUGUUGUGCAAGAGAUGAAUUACGGGCAUCGUUCAAUAGCUAUUAUGGACUUUAAAAAUAACGUAGGACGUCAUGCCCCCACUUUUAGAGGCUAUGACCAACAAGAUUCGCAUGAAUUUUUGACCAUGUUAUUGGAUUGGUUGCACGAAGAAUUGAAUAUGGUUCCCAAAAUGAAAUUGAAUGAGCAAAAAAACGAAGGAUUAAGUGAUAAAGAGGCAGCGAAUAAGGCCUGGCACGAUUACACAGACUCCAAUUGUUCAAGAAUUGUCGACUUAUUCUGUGGUCAGCAGAAAUCAGCCCUUCGAUGUCUCUCUUGUGGGAAAGAAUCCGUCACUUUUGAGUCAUUUUUUAAUUUAACGGUGCCUAUUCCAAGUAUAAAUAAUCGAAAAGUGGACAUUUACCAAUGCAUUGACUUGUAUACCACCGAAGAAGUUGUGUCAGGAUGGAACUGCCCCCAUUGCAAAUCAACUGUGAAAGCUACAAAGAAGAUCGACCUUUGGAGAAUGCCACCAUAUUUGAUAAUUCACCUACAAAGAUUUUAUAAUGAUGGUUGGUGGAAAAAGCGUUUGACAGAAGUCGAUUUUCCCGUGGAUAAUCUUGACCUAACUUCUCGAGUUAAGGGUUCCCCGCUUACGCCGGAGGGUCGCACUCCUCGGUCUAAUUUCAUGUUGCAGGCAGUAUCAAACCAUUACGGAAGUAUGGAUGGUGGACAUUAUACAGCAUACUGUAGAAAAAACAGCCAAUGGGCGAGAUUUGAUGAUCAAGAAGUUUCUCAACUCAAUUCAAGAGAUGUGACCACACCUGCGGCGUAUAUUUUAUUCUAUUGUAACAACAGCCCGUAGGAAUGACGCCGAUUAAGAAAUCGAUCCAGGCCAGCAGAGUAAUAUAUGAAGUUAGACAGAAUAAUUAGAUAUUUUUUGACGUAGAAACAGAAUAUUCUUCGCGUUCAGACUUUUGAAAUAAUCCACUUCAAUGUAUACAUACGAUAUAACGCUUCAUUGCUCGUACUGUUUUUAAUCUUUGUCGGGAAAGUAGUGACGACGGAUGGAAAACGAUUUAUAGGACUUUCUACAUGAUGAAAAUAGAUACCCCAUGAAAACGAUACAUUCCCUCUUCAUACAGAGUAGAACACGAGAAGGACUUGAACGAGGAAAAUGAAAAGACUUCAGACUCAAUUAUAUAUAUUACCCUUAAUUAUCAUCUUUGAUUAACACCUGAUGACGUAAUAAUAAGUAUGUACAUUUAUGCAAUUUACGAUUUUAGACUUUUUAAUCAAGUGACUUCGACUUUUUGACGAUAUACGUUCCAAUUUUAUUAACCUCGUCUCACUUGCUAUUUAAAUAUAAUCUCUAAUCCGCCUAUUUGAUAAGUUCGAAUCCUUGAAAUGUGUCCAAAGCUAAACAAAAACAGAACAGUGUUACCUGAUUCAUCCUGAAAACCUACUCUAAUUUCAGAUUAAGCCACGAUUUUUAAAUAUUUAUUUUGCAAUAUAUGUAGAAGAAUACUAGUUGUGAUUUUUUAAUAACCUUGGUGUGAGUUGACCUAGUUGUGUUGGAAGAAAUAUGGACCUGUACAGUACUAUUUUACAGCACUAAUCAAAUUGGAUAUUGUAAUUUAACCUGGCCAUAAUUUAUGUUAAAUUUAAAAUUUAGACAAGUACGAUCCGAUAAAUUUAUGCAUAAUAUGUAUGAAUAGAACGCCAUGAAACUUGUGAGACUGAAUCCCAAGAAGAAUCCGGUUCGAAACUUUAAUUAACAAUAGUUCAUGAAGUAGCUUUAUUCUACAAGUUAUCUGAACUUAUGUUAUCAUCAUUAGUAAUUGUACCUCCGUAGGUAUUUCAAAUGUUCUUGUUCUUUUUCAAUAGUUUGGCAUACAUAGUAGCUCUGAUCAGGAAGAUAACUGCUAGAUUAUCCAUUUGAUUGAAUUUAACUGUUUAAUUAACUAGGUAAUUUUAAAAAAACAAUUAGCUUAAAUAUUACGUAGUAGGUGGAUCUUCUCUACUUUUACUUUUAGUUACGCAAGGUACCUUAUCAGUUAUUUGGCUACUGUAUUGGAUGUAAGCAUCGGUCAACUUACAGAGUCCAAUCCAGUCAAGGAAUUCAUUUGAAAUUUAAGUUUUGUGAUUUUGUAUGUCUUGAUAAUUAUUACUAUUUAUGCAAUUUUACGUAUAUUCACGCAUAGUCUUACACAUUUACUCUAAUUAUGGUAGAGGUCAUCGCGUCGUGUGUUAAACUAACUAUGCAUUUACUCAUAAGAAUUACAAGUCGUGUCCACCUGUCAAAAUAAACAUAGAAAAUAAAAGAUGACUACUUUAUGAAAAUAA